AUGCUUUCUUCCCACGCAUCGUGCUUUUUGAAAUGCGGAGUGACUUCUUCACUUCGCAUUUACCGUGGUUUGGCUGACUUAUCGGCUGUGUAUCGAGUCGCUCAACGGCCAAUGUUGGAGAAGUUCGCCACUGCCACCUUCAGGACGCCCCAGUCCUCUUGCAGUCGGCAGCUCCACAUUCGCGUUCAGGUGGACCCGGACACCGUGAAUUUCUCUCGAGAUAAGGCAACAGAUGCUAUGAUAAUUCGUCGGCUGUUUGGCUACAUCUGGCCCGCUGACAAUCCUUCCAUUCGCUACCGCGUAGUCACAGCAUUUGGGCUGCUUUUGGCUGCCAAGCUGGCCAACGUUGCUGUCCCUUUCAUCUUCAAGUACGGCGUCGAUGUUAUUUCUGGUGAUGCACCAGUCCUCCUAUCCAGCUGUUCUCCUACAACUAUGGCAGUCACCACUAUGCUCACUUGCAAGUAUGGUGCUAUGCGUGCAACCGCUUCUGGUUUGAACGAGCUUCGCAAUGGUGUUUUUGCAAGAGCUGCUCACUCCUCCAUUCGGAAAGUUGGCGCGGCCGUUUUCAAUCACGUCCUCUCUCUUGAUCUCGCCUACCAUCUUGACAGACGGACGGGCGCCAUCGGCAAGGCGAUAGAUCGAGGUGCACGUUCCAUCCAAUUCGUCCUCAUAGCUCUCGUCUUCAACCUCCUUCCAACUCUUCUGGAAGUCAGCCUAGUGACUGCAAUCCUCUUCCAUAAAUAUGGUUUCGAGUGCAGUACAAUCGCUCUCUUCUGCGUAGGCGUAUAUACAGCUUUCACCUUGACUGUGACCCGUUGGCGAACGGAGUUUCGUCGCGAGAUGAAUAAAGCCGACGGACUAGCGGGGAGUCACGCCACUGAUGCCAUGAUUAAUUAUGAGACUAUUAAGUACUUUGGAAACGAGGCCCACGAGAGCAGUGUCUACGAUGAGUUGCAGGGUCGGUUCGAGCGUGCCAGCAUCAAGACCUCCACCAGUCUGGCCGCCCUUAAUUUUGGCCAGGUGGCCAUCUUCUCCGCCGGUCUGGCUGCUACGAUGGCCGUAGUGGCGGGACAAAUCGACCCUUCCGCCAUCACCGCUGCUGUCACCGCUGGCACAGUCAAUUCCGGCCUCACUGUUGGCGACCUGGUGCUGGUUAAUGGUCUCCUUUUCCAACUUUCCGUCCCUCUCAACUUCCUCGGCAGCGUCUACCGCGAAAUCCGCCAGUCUCUUGUCGACAUGGCCACCAUGUUCCGACUCUUAGAGAUCAAACCAAAAGUUCAGUCUCUGCCGGGCGCUCCAGCGUUAAACGUGACCAAGGAUACUGCAAGCAUCGAGUUUCGUGAUGUCUGUUUCUCCUACCAGCAGGGCGCAGACUCCCCAGUAAAAAUCUGCGAUGGGCUGUCAUUCAGAGUGGAGCCAGGUCAGCGAGUGGCUGUGGUGGGGGAGAGCGGCAGUGGCAAAUCGACUCUUGUGCGUCUCCUCUACCGAUUCUACGAUGUCGAUGCCGGCUCCGUCCUCAUCGGGGGCCAGAACGUCCGAGAUGUUGAUUUGAUCAGCCUCCGCAGAUCAAUUGCUGUCAUUCCUCAGGAUACAGUGCUCUUCCAUAACACGAUUUUCUACAAUCUCAAAUACGGGAACCUCAGUGCCACUGAUGACGAAGUCUACGAGGCAGCGAGACUUGCUGAUGUGGACCAGACCAUCCAGCGCAUGCCCUUGCGUUACGAAACUCAGGUUGGUGAACGUGGUCUAAAGCUCUCGGGCGGUGAGAAGCAACGCGUCGCAAUUGCCAGAGCCCUUCUCAAGAAAGCCCCUAUACUCAUCUACGAUGAGGCGACUUCCUCCCUUGACACUAUCACCGAAGGGACGAUUCUCCGACGUCUAGCAAUUGCCACUCCUGGCAUCACUUCCCUCGUGAUUGCGCACCGUCUGAGCACCAUUGUCGACGCCGAUCGGAUAAUCGUCCUUCGUAGAGGAAGCGUUUUUGAGGAAGGCACACACCAAAGCCUUCUUGCUACACCCAACUCCUACUACUCCCACCUAUGGUAUCAACAAAUGACUGGCAAAUUGGAAGAUAAUAGCUGGAGCUAA
Messenger RNA from Echinococcus granulosus, 2088 nucleotides. Its product is annotated as ATP-binding cassette sub-family B member 7. NCBI's taxonomy places the organism in Eukaryota, Metazoa, Platyhelminthes, Cestoda, Cyclophyllidea, Taeniidae. Gene Ontology annotation, cellular component: mitochondrial inner membrane. Gene Ontology annotation, biological process: transmembrane transport; intracellular iron ion homeostasis. The transcript is spliced from 9 exons. The record is from RefSeq and is a predicted model, not a curated record. Bases 1 to 2088 code for a protein of 695 amino acids. Gene Ontology annotation, molecular function: ATP hydrolysis activity; ATP binding; ABC-type transporter activity.